AUGGCGAAUCGCUAUUCUACCUACUCCAAUCCUACUGGUCCUGCUCCAGCUCAUCCGGGUCAGGUAUCAACAACUACCCUCCUUAACGCUCUACAUUCGUUCUAUACGACUGGCCACCCUUAUCAACUUGAUGCGGGGACCAGUCUCGUCGUCAAUACCUGGGUUACUGCAGAAGCCCCAGAUGGCACUAGCAGUGGAACCAUUGACCGUGACUUGGCUGUAAGAGCUUGGGAGCAUGCAAGAAGAAGAGCAGAGGAUGGAUGCAUUGUUCUAUGCUCCACUCAUCAUUCCACGCCAUCCUUAUUAGCACCUUUCCUCUCUGCCCUGCCUCUGCCAACUCCGAGGGCUGCUUUCUCUGCGCUAUCUGUUCUGCGUCCUUUCCUUUCUGCUGUCACGGGCUUUAACCCUAGCUACUCUCUCUAUUCAGCUCUCGCAGCCUCCUACACCUUUACAUUACACGGUAAUGUCGUUGGCCUAACCUUCGCUUUGUCCACCUCUGGAAUCAACGUCCGUAAAGGUCUCCUGGACAUCCCUCAUGAAAAGGGAUACCGUGCAUUCGACGUGUUCUAUUAUCUCCUGACCUCUGCCUCAACGCCUGCCGAGCGGCAAUUCCUCGAUCUGAAAGACAUUUCGCAUUAUGCCUUACUUAACAAAUCCGGCACCUUUACCCCUCCAUCGUAUCUUCCAGCUGCGGAUGAUGACGCAGCUGCCGAGGAUUUCAGGAAUUCCCUCAAGGCCAUCGGCAUCAAGGGUGCCGCCCAGCGGAGUCUAUUAUCCGUCCUAGCCGGUCUUUUAAAACUAGGCAACGCCACGGGCUUCUUAGUCGACCAGGAAGAUCUUGAGGAGGUUUGUGAAGAUGUUGGAGGUCUGCUUGGACUGGACCCGGAGAUACUACUCCAGAAAUGUUCCACAGAUGAUCGGGAGGUGUUGAUCGCAGGUGUCUAUGAGGCACUGGUCGAUUGGGUCAUAACCAAAGCCAACGAGGCGAUCUCCAGCGAGAUUCAGAACAGCUCAGAGGACGGAUCCAAUAACGGUGGCCAGCAGUGGUCGAAUGAUGAUACUGUAAGCCUUACCGUCAUCGAUAUCCCCAAACCGGCCCUCGGAAAGGCCGUGGCAAUGAGAAGCAUCUUCGAUGACAGCCUGGGCAUCAACGCUGAGAUGGCGGAGGAUGGAGUGGAACUCUCACCGGUCGGCCAUUCCGUCAUGACUGAGAUGAAAGAUGCGGUUGCCCAAGUCGAGGCCGACCUAGGAGCCUCUGAGGGUCCUGCAUCCCGUGAGCGAGAUUACGAAAUAGACAAGAGGCAGGAGAUUCUUGAAAAAGUCGGAGUUGAGCUCGAAUCAGAUUCAUCCCUCCGCCAGAUCUUGUUUCCUGUUGAGAGUGAAGGUAUCGCUGUCGGUAGGAGGGGGCGUUUUGAUCUGGCAUCUACUUUAGAUAGCAGCAGAGCCUGGUAUCAUAUUUCGAUUCACCCGACAGACGAUUCUCCCGAGUCCCUCAGCCUGUCGUCCCCAGCUCUGGCAUGGUCUGCAGGGACCGUCUCCCGCCAACUGCGCGACUGGAGAUUCCCCGAGUGGGCAAACCGUCGUCUUCGCCGCCUUGACUUCACCGCCGAUUUUGACGUGGAGGAGUUUGUCAGUCGUUACUCCCGCCUGGGUUGCUCCGAAGGCAGAGACGGUGUCGAGAAUUGGAUUCUUGAAAGGGGGUGGAGCAACGGUGACGCGAUCCUUGGCCGUCAGCGCAUCUGGAUGAGAGAAAACGCUUGGUGGGAUGCCGAAACUAUGUUGGACCUUAAGCCUGAGGAGCAACCGACAAAUCCAUUUGCUGGCGGCAAUCCGUACGAAAGUACCUAUGCAGGAAAUGUCGAAACUCCCAUGGUCGAUUCAUCGAGUUUUAUGGGCAGCCGGGAUGAUCUCCUCAACCCGAAACAUGCGUCUAUGGCACCAAGUUAUGCUGGUAGAGCUAAGUCAAUUUCUCCAAGCGCGCGUCAAACUACUUCCAGCAUGCCAGGCGACUAUGGACUGGGCCCUGGCGAUUAUGGUUUGGGUCCGAAGGGGGAUACCAAAAAGGGGGCGUACUAUGAAGGUGGAUUUGGCCAAUAUAUCGGCGAACUUGACCCCGAAUUCGGCGAACCCAAGCACAUUGAGAAGAAGGAAAUCACCAAAGUUCGACGUGCUUGGGCGUCUUUUGUUUGGGCCUUGACAUUCUGGAUCCCGUCGCCUCUACUCCGUUACGUUGGCCGCAUGAAGCGCCCGGACGUGCGGAUGGCUUGGAGGGAGAAAAUUGUCAUCGUUUUCCUUAUCCUUCUUCUCAAUGCUUUCGUCUGCUUUUGGAUCAUUGCUCUCGAAGACGUGCUUUGCCCCGACAAGAACAAAGUGUGGAAUGAAAAGGAAGUCGGCUGGCAUGAAGGCGACAACGACUUCUAUGUCAGCAUUCAUGGUUAUGUUUACGACAUCAGCAAAUUCUGGAGACUCCAACACAGUGAUACUUCCAUCAAGACGACUUCUUCUAACAUGAAGCCAUUUGCUGGACAGGUCCUUGACGCCUACUUCCCUCCUCCACUUACUCAGGCAUGCCGGCCGUUUGUGACAGACCAGUCUAUUGCACUGCAGAACAACAACACAGAUGCUGUAGAGUAUCCGCAAGCCUUACACAAUUGCGGUCCUCGGAAUCAACCCAACCCGAAUACUGCACUAAAUAAAAUUACAUGGUACCAGGACGUUUUUCAGCCGAAGAUCAAGGAGUACUAUAAGGGCCAUCUGGUCUGGACAAAGAAGACGAUUCAGAACCAAGCGAACAAUGACCAGCGAUAUUGGGUUAUCAUAAACGAUGGCGUAUACGACCUGACGAAUUACUUCUAUACACUGGACCAGAUGAACGAUAUAGACAGCUAUAACUUUCUGCCGAAAGGUGUAACGGAUCUGUUCAAGGACAACCCAGGUACCGAUAUCACCGACAAAUGGGAAAAUACAGUAGAGUUUCAAAAUGCUUUGAACUGCCUCAACAACGUCUUUUAUGUCGGAAAGGUUGACUUCCGACAGGGUGCCAGGUGCACGGCGAACAACUGGAUCCUUUUGGCUUUUACCGUUAUUAUCUGCAUCGUUAUCGUUGUGAAAUUUCUUGCGGCCCUACAGCUGGGAUCCAAACGCACACCCGUACCUCAGGACAAAUUCGUCGUGUGCCUCGUUCCAGCAUAUACAGAAGGCGAAGAUGCACUUCGAAAAGGCCUUGAUUCGCUGACUGCUCUUCAGUAUGAUAACAAGAGGAAGCUCAUCUGUGUUAUCUGUGACGGUGUUAUUGUAGGUGGUGGUAAUGAUCGCCCAACACCUAAGAUUGUCUUGGAUAUUCUUGGAGUAGAUCCCAAGAUUGAUCCCCCUGCAUUACCUUUCCUGUCCGUCGGACAAGGGAGUGACCAGUUGAACUAUGGAAAGGUCUACUCUGGCCUUUAUGAGUACGAGGGUAACGUCGUCCCGUAUAUCGUGGUCGUUAAAGUCGGGAAGGAGUCUGAGCAGUCCAAGUCUAAACCUGGAAACAGGGGUAAGCGUGACACACAAAUUCUCCUGCUUAGAUUCCUUAACCGGGUGCAUCAUCGUGCCCCAAUGUCACCACUCGAGCUGGAGAUGUUUCACCAGAUCAAUAAUAUCAUCGGCGUUGACCCUGAACUUUACGAAUACUGCUUCAUGGUGGAUGCCGAUACAAGUGUCAAAGAGGACUCCCUCAAUCGCUUGGUUGCAGCUUGUGCCAACGAUGCAAAGAUUGCUGGAAUUUGCGGUGAGACCAGUCUACAGAAUGAACAGAGGAGUUGGUGGACUAUGAUUCAGGUGUACGAAUACUACAUAUCUCACCACUUGGCCAAGGCAUUUGAAUCCCUUUUUGGCAGCGUCACCUGUCUUCCUGGAUGUUUCUGCAUGUACCGUCUUCGAACUGCGGACAAGGGUCGUCCCCUCAUCAUAUCAGAUAAGCUGAUUGAAGAAUAUUCCGACAACGACGUUGAUACUCUUCAUAAGAAGAACCUUCUCUCUUUGGGUGAGGACCGUUACUUGACAACUCUGAUGACAAAGCAUUUCCCAUCCAUGUCCUACAAGUUCAUCCCUGAUGCCUACGCAAGUACAGCUGCCCCAGAGACGUGGAGUGUCCUAAUGUCUCAGAGACGCCGCUGGAUUAACUCCACUGUUCAUAACCUUGUCGAAUUGUCUAGGUUGGAUGAUCUCUGUGGCUUCUGCUGCUUUGGUAUGCGCUUUGUUGUUCUGGUCGACCUCAUUGGAACUAUUGUUCUUCCUUCUACUUGUGUAUACCUGGUCUACUUGAUAUACCGGUGUAGCGCCCACGAUGGCCCAAUUCCCUAUAUCUCGCUUGCUAUUAUAGGUGGCGUUUAUGGCCUGCAGGCCGUUAUCUUCAUCGUUAAGCGGCAGUGGCAGCACGUUGGGUGGAUGAUCAUCUACCUCUGUGGCUUCGUGAUGUACAGUUUUAUUCUGCCACUGUAUUCGUUCUGGAAUAUGGAUGACUUCAGCUGGGGUAAUACUCGCGUUGUUAUCGGCGAGAAAGGAGACAAGCGCGUUGUGGCAGUUGAGGAUGAGGCAUUCGAUCCCCGCAGCAUUCCUCUCCAGCGUUGGGAUGAUUACGCUCUCGCCAACAACCUUCCUGGGCGUCGGGGAGACUAUGGCCUCAGCCAAGAGAAGCUCUACGGCGGUGCCUACAGUGAUGAAGCAGCCAUGGAGAUGGAUGACAUGCAUUCCAUGUAUUCUUCUGUCAAGCCUGCAUCGACCAUCUUGACAGGUUUCCCCGGCCGACACACUAGCGCCUAUAUGCCGCCAGGUUCUCCGGCACCGUUCGCUGGUAACUCUCCAGGGAAUAGAAACUCACGUAUGUCUAGUUUCACGAGGUAUACGGACAAUCCGCAGCACCAUAUGUCUAUGGGCAACCUCAGUGCCUACCAGGAUAGUCCGAUGAAUGCCAGCCGAUAUAGCAUGGGUCUAGGACAGAGCUCAGAGAACCUACUCGGUCCCUCUUCCAGACCAAUCUCUCGGAGUCCGCUUGGCGGAUAUGGUUCCCGGCCUGCUAGCACAGUUCUCGAUUUCCGAGGCGGACCAAUGGGGCCUGAUGAGCCUACUAUCGCCGAGGCGGUUCGGAAUUGUCUGGCUGAGGUUGAUCUGGACCGGGUGACCAAGAAGCAAGUCCGCGUUCUCGUUGAACAACGACUCCAGACAACCCUGACCGGAGAGAAGAGAGCCUUCCUCGACCAGCAGAUUGACCAUGAACUAGCGAACAUGUGA
Monascus purpureus is the source of this 5268-nucleotide messenger RNA. The record is from the annotation of a GenBank genome assembly. Lineage: Eukaryota; Fungi; Ascomycota; Eurotiomycetes; Eurotiales; Aspergillaceae.